Messenger RNA from Erinaceus europaeus (western European hedgehog), 1248 nucleotides. It is a transcript of the gene MED22, whose product is annotated as mediator complex subunit 22. The record is from RefSeq and is a predicted model, not a curated record. Gene Ontology annotation, cellular component: mediator complex. Gene Ontology annotation, molecular function: transcription coregulator activity. NCBI's taxonomy places the organism in Eukaryota, Metazoa, Chordata, Mammalia, Eulipotyphla, Erinaceidae. The transcript has 5 exons. Gene Ontology annotation, biological process: regulation of transcription by RNA polymerase II.
GGGGCGGGACCUGGGGGAAAUGUUGAUGGGGGGGGCGCGUCUGUGUAGAGCGGUGCUGACAGAGCUGAUCAGGCAAGGCUCCGGAGUUGGAGGACCUGGGUGACGCUCCCAGUGUCGCGGCGAGCGGAUUUAAGAGUGGUGGCCCCAAACCUUCACCCCCAGUCCCCGAGGCCCUGCCAUGGCCCAGCAAAGAGCCCUGCCACAGAGCAAGGAGACCCUGCUGCAGUCUUACAACAAGCGGCUGAAGGAUGACAUCAAGUCCAUCAUGGAUAACUUCACCGAGAUCAUCAAGACCGCCAAGAUUGAAGAUGAGACACAGGUAUCCCGGGCCACUCAGGGUGAGCAGGACAAUUAUGAGAUGCACGUGCGUGCUGCCAACAUUGUCCGAGCUGGCGAGUCCCUGAUGAAGCUAGUCUCCGACCUCAAGCAGUUCCUCAUCCUCAAUGACUUCCCGUCGGUGAACGAGGCCAUUGACCAGCGAAACCAGCAGCUACGGGCCUUGCAGGAGGAGUGCGACCGGAAGCUCAUCACCUUCUGAGAUGAGGUCUCCAUUGACCUGUACGAGUUGGAGGAGGAGUAUUACUCGUCCAGCUCAAGUCUUUGCGGAGCUAACGAUCUGCCUCUGUGCGAAGCUUACUGGAGGCUGGACCCCGACACAGAUUCUGCUGAUGGCCUCUCUGCCCCCCUGCUGGCGUCCCCGGAGCCCAGCGCUGGUCCACUGCUGGCUGCAGCCUCUGCCCACUCCCACACCAGCGGCCCUGGUCCCACAGAGCACGCCUGAACCUGCCCUGCCCACACCCCGGGGUCUCAGGAAAUCUGGUGGUCCUCUCAGCUGUGGGAGUGGCUAUGGCUUCCUUGGGAGCCACAUCAGCCCAGGGCUGGGCCUCCUGGGAAUUUUAGGGGGAAAGGCAUUCUUCUAGCCAAUUCCAGAACAGUCCAGCCUGCAUGGAGUCCCUGCCUUUAUUCACUGCCUUCCAGGCCCCUGGGUGGAGAGAAAUACCAACUGUUUGUCCCUAAACAGACACAGACGGGGCAGGGACCAGACUGACUAGAGCACGUUGUUCAAGAUGCCUAUAAAGGAUGGGCCAAGUCCAGACCCUGCCCAGGCCGGACCUCCCUUGCAAAGUGUCUGUUCUGGGCCAUCCUUACGAGUGGGUGCUUGCUCAUGCAGAGGCCAGCUGUCGUCCUGGUUCUGCUGCCCGCCACAUGUGAUCUUAUUUUUGUAAUAAAUGUGAAGUAAAACCUGUA